Molecule: messenger RNA, 2493 nt
Organism: Hypomesus transpacificus
Lineage: Eukaryota; Metazoa; Chordata; Actinopteri; Osmeriformes; Osmeridae
Gene: ssbp3b
Product: single stranded DNA binding protein 3b
Exons: 18
Coding region: 101-1249 (382 amino acids)
Biological process (GO): positive regulation of transcription by RNA polymerase II
Cellular component (GO): nucleus
Molecular function (GO): protein binding; single-stranded DNA binding
Source: RefSeq, a predicted model, not a curated record
GGUUGGGAAGUGCGGUUGGAGUGUGCGAGGGUCGCGGCCGUGAUGGUCUGUCAGAUGAAAUAGUGAAAAGAAAGAGAAGCCGAUCCUCCUUUACAAAACCAUGUUCCCCAAAGGCAAAGGCACUCCUGUGCCGUCGGAUGGCCAAGCACGGGAGAAGUUGGCAUUAUACGUCUAUGAAUAUUUGUUACACAUAGGAGCACAGAAGUCAGCACAGACCUUUUUAUCAGAGAUCAGAUGGGAAAAGAAUAUCACGCUUGGUGAACCCCCUGGAUUCCUACAUUCUUGGUGGUGUGUGUUCUGGGAUCUGUAUUGCGCUGCACCAGAGAGGAGAGAAACAUGUGACCACUCCAGUGAGGCCAAAGCCUUCCAUGAUUAUAGUGCAGCUGCUGCCCCCAGUCCUGUGAUGGGCCCAGGGGAGGGGAUGCCAGGAGGACCCAUGCCCCCCGGAUUCUUCCAGGGUCCGCCUGGUCCCCAGGGCUCUCCUCACCCUCAGGCUCCUCCCCCUAACAAUAUGAUGGGACCUCACAGUCAGUCUUUCAUGUCGCCACGUUUUGCCGGAGGCCCAAGAGGGCCUCCCAUUCGAAUGGGUAACCAGCCUCCAGGUGGUGGACCAGGUCCCCAUCCCAUGCUGGCCAACAUGGACCCCACACGACCACCCCAGGGCCAUCCCAACUUGGGGCCGAUGCAGAGAAUGAGCGGGCCACGAGGCAUGGGCCCUAUGGGACCUGGACCCCAGAAUUUCGGGGGUGGGAUGCGGCCCCCGCAUAACGCCAUGGGUCCAGGCAUGCCAGGAGUCAACAUGGGUCCAGGUGGUGGAGGAAGGCAAUGGCCUGGUCCGAACAAUGCUAAUUCUAUGCCUUACUCAUCACCCUCUCCUGGUGCAUAUGGGGGAGCUUCUGGUGGUGGUGGACCUCCUGGAACACCCAUCAUGCCUAGCCCAGCCGAUUCUAACAAUUCUGGCGACAACCUCUAUACCAUGAUCAACCCUGGACCUGGCAACCGGAAUAAUUUCCCAAUGGGCCCCGGCUCUGAUGGCCCUCUGGGAGCCAUGGCCGGGAUGGAACCACACCACAUGAACGGAUCGCUAGGCUCUGGUGAUAUGGAUGGACUGAACAAGAACUCCCCGAACAACUUAAGUGGCAUUAGCAAUCCUCCUGGGACCCCAAGGGAUGAUGGAGAGUUGGGGGGAAACUUCCUCCACUCAUUCCAGAGUGAGAAUUACUCCCCCACCAUGACGAUGAGUGUGUGACCCUCCCCUUCAUUUACCACAACCCAGAGGACCUGAGCUCACAACAGACAUGGCCAAUCAAAUCAGCACAGAAUCAGGGAUGGGCACCGUUUUGGUUCCAAGCAGUUUUAGAAUGCUGAUAACAAAAAUAAAAUGGCUGGCGACUACUGCUCCAAAAUGAAGGACAAUUCUUUCGUUUGUCACAUCGCCCAAGUGUGACGGAACCAGCUACUGAAAAAGAACAUACACAACAAUGUUUUUGAGAUCUCUGCAGAAACUUUUUUCACAAAGCAAAGAAAAAGGUUCAUGUUUACCUCUGUGCUUUUAUUGCUUCGUGGUGCAACUUGUGCAGAAAAUGUUUCCGCUUUUGCCACUUAAACAUUGGUGAGUGUGCAUAUGCAUAUUGUGAACUCUCCUCAAUGUUUUGUUUUCAGCCACAUAUAGUGUCUCCAAAGUCAGAAGACACAAUGUUCAGAAUCUGCCUGUGAUCUUUCAGAUGUACUUUCCAAUUCCCAAUCCACAAUUCUGCCAUGUUUUAAGGUAAAAGUAAUGUUUUUUUCCAAGAGGAUCUGUCCUACAUUUUAAGUCCUCAAUUGGUUUUUAAUAUGUAAAACGGAAUCCUUUGACAGUAUGACGUUGAUAGGGAAUGUGUUUGUGGGUUAUUUUGUGAAGCAACACAAUUAUUAUGUCAGUUGCAUUGCUUUUAUUUAAUCAGUCGAGACUGAUCUUUUCUGUCAAGGGAAACCAAACAUCAGCAUACCAAGGAAAUGCAUGAAUGCUGAGAUCUGUCUACAACAUACUACCUAGCAAUGCUCCUUUCUGUGGACACCUGCUUUAAAGAUGUGGUGUAUAGACUCUUACCUGCCUGUGCUUAACACCCUGUGCUCUUUCUCUCCAUCGUUGUAGCCUCAUUCUGUGUUUUCCUAUUUGUUCACAAUGAGAUGGCAAUGAAAGAGUAUCCCAUAGUAACGUCAUAUUGGUCAUAUUUCCUCUGACUUUUUGUUUGUACCUUUUGCCCCGUUACUCAUUUUUAAUAUUUUGAUACAGACUUUGACUGUAUAUUGCCUCAGUUAAUAAGACGUCAACGUUUUCUGAACUGAAUAUAGUAGGCAUUAUAUUAUAAACUUAGCGGCAGUCUUUUAAAUGUGAUGGAAUUUCUUUUCAUUUUCUGUGAGCAUUAAGCAUUAUACACUUCUGUCCUAUGUUGCCUUUAUUUUUUUAUUUUAAAUUGAGGAAAAAUGGCUCGUUAAUAUAAUUUUACAAUA